AUCGAGGGAGGGGUCAGAGUUUGCGGGUUGAGAGGUCACGGGGCACGUGUGGUAGCCAUGGCGGCGUGCGGUGUGAGGAGGCUUUUGCUGCUGCUACCCGCGACCUUGGCGCGCGGCGCGCCCGCCGUAGGAGGGGGCCUCAGGCCGUCGGUGGGGCUCAGAGGAUUCGCGGGCCUCGUGGGUCCCGGCCUACAGCCCCUGCUGCCGCCGGCCCCCCCUGCCAGCCGAGGUUACGCCAAGAAGCCGGCGUUCAAGGCGAAGGGCAAGGCCAUGGUGAAGGAAGUGCUCAUGGACCCGGAGUUGAGCCGCGACCCCGAGGUCCUCGUCUCUCACUGCGUGGGCCUCAACUUCCUCCGCGAGGGCAGCGAUCCCCCGCUGCGUUCCGACUCUGAGUACCCGCCCUGGCUGUUUGAGCUGAAUGUGGGACCCCCGUUGACGCUGGAGGAGGUGGAGCCUGACUCGAUGGAGUAUUUCCGACUGCUGCGGAAGCAGCACAUGUGGCGCGUCAACAAGCUGAGCCGCCACAAACGCAUCCGAUGACUCCUCCUCUCAACUGCGGUUUCAUUCAGCGCGGGACUCCCUUCCCUUGAGCUUCAGCCGUGCGUGCUGCCGACACCCUGCCUGGGUUCACGUCCAGGCCCCAGAUAUUUCUGUCCCUUCUGCCUGUGCUUGGCGGCCUCAUUCUCUCCAUGAAAUAAAUAUGCCCACCAUGUGUGUACUGCGUCUUUAUACGUGGUCACAUUUUAUCGCGAUGUAAAUACACGUGUUGUGCUGACUCGCACAACGGUGCAUAGGCUCCACACGAAGGUCCUCGAUCUCGAAUGGAGACCUGCGACUGGCGGUAUCUAUGAAAUGUUGCAUGUUUCUGGGGAGCGUCUUCAGAUGUCGCAUUUAAACGCUUAUAAAACCCUGCAUUGGCCUCUCCUGUCGGCACCGUAACACACUCGCCUAUGACAACCGGCCACGUAAACUGGUCACCCAUUGAAGCACACUCCAGGCACUAACCAGGAUUUUUCCUGCUUAGCAGGGGCAUCUCGCUGCGAUGGUGAGAUGUUAAUUUCCUGGUCUGGUAUACAGGAGGUCGUGGGUUUGUUCCCGACCCUGACGCCUUUAUAUUUGGAGUUUGCAUGUUCUCCCCAUGGUCGUGUGGAUUUUUUUUCCAGACCUCCGGUUUUUCUCUCGACAUUUAGAAACAUGCAUUUAGAGUAUUUGGCUGCUGUAAAUUUGAACGCGUUAAGCCACUUAGUUGAGUUAUCAUUUGUGGCUAGGUCGCUUCUGAAAAGAGCUUAAUAGCUCGGUGGGCCUCAUCUGGUAAAAUAAAAAGUUGAGUUGAGCAUCCAAGGUCUGGCAAUCGGGUGCAGGCCAGGUCAUUUUGGCAUGGGCUACAACCAUUCUAUAAUAAUUGUUUAUUGAUACUAUCUUGAGCUGGAGAUAUUGCUUGAAUUUGGUUUUUAUUUCAAAAGGAACAUUUUUUAUCUGCACCCUAAAGUUGUAGCGCUGGCUUUUACCACAGUCACUCGGCAACCUCUUGGCUCAUUAGCAAAGUGGGUGCUGCUAAGCGCUCAUGCCUCGGUGUCUCCCGAGUACCAUUUUUGGCUCUCUUAAGUGUCCGCCGCUUCACCGUGUUCCUCUGUAAAUUGUAAAAAGAUAUCGUUCUCAAACGACAAGUGCAAGUGUGGGAUCUUCUGCAUUUGAAGUAUGUUUUAUAAAAUAAAAACAUAUACACGUGUA
Molecule: messenger RNA, 1731 nt
Organism: Petromyzon marinus (sea lamprey)
Lineage: Eukaryota; Metazoa; Chordata; Hyperoartia; Petromyzontiformes; Petromyzontidae
Gene: MRPL54
Product: mitochondrial ribosomal protein L54
Cellular component (GO): mitochondrial large ribosomal subunit
Molecular function (GO): structural constituent of ribosome
Source: RefSeq, a predicted model, not a curated record